Psylliodes chrysocephalus is the source of this 475-nucleotide messenger RNA. NCBI's taxonomy places the organism in Eukaryota, Metazoa, Arthropoda, Insecta, Coleoptera, Chrysomelidae. The record is from the annotation of a GenBank genome assembly.
CUUGAAAGUUAAAAGUCCAAUUUAGUGUAAAAAUGGAUGUAACCCAAAUAAUCCAAUAAGUACAUAAUCAAGAUUUUGAUAAAAAAAAUUGUAUUGGCAUUAAGAUUAGUAGCGAUAUUGGACAAAGAAAUUAGUUACUCGGAUUAAUAUGUCUGUAACACAAUUUUUAGAAGGUCUUCCUUCAUACAACGUAAAUAAUUUCACCAAAUUUCACGUAGAUAAUAAUAACAGGUCACCUCUUAAAAGACCCUCGGUUUAUGUACCUACUAAAGAUUAUCCUUCAGAGCAAAUUAUCGUCACAGAAAAAACGAGUAUAUUAUUAAAAUAUAUGCAGCAACAUUGGGACAAAAAAUAUAAUGCAAAAAAGAGAGACGUCAGCCCACAAUCACAUGAACCUUCUAGGAAAAAGCCAAGGACGGAAAACACCAGGGAUACAUCAAGAGGAGACUACGGCAUGAGUAUGAAUGAUUUCUGA